Molecule: messenger RNA, 210 nt
Organism: Racocetra persica
Lineage: Eukaryota; Fungi; Glomeromycota; Glomeromycetes; Diversisporales; Gigasporaceae
Source: the annotation of a GenBank genome assembly
AUGGUGUUACUUCCGCCUUCACAGUAUCAUCAAGCUAAAGGAUAUAGUCAGUCUCCGGCGCUUCAACGCGCAAGAAGACCAUUUUUUGUUCGUAAUGUUAUAACUGGGUUACUCCUGUUAGGAUUUACUGGGGCCGUGUUUAAGCAAGAUGAUUUAGGCGACGUUCCCAUGCCUCAAUUUCCAGCAGAUAAUGAAGAAUCAACAAAAUAA